Messenger RNA from Clupea harengus (Atlantic herring), 1560 nucleotides. RefSeq names its product solute carrier family 17 member 9-like (gene slc17a9a). NCBI's taxonomy places the organism in Eukaryota, Metazoa, Chordata, Actinopteri, Clupeiformes, Clupeidae. Gene Ontology annotation, molecular function: transmembrane transporter activity. The coding region runs from base 275 to 1381 and encodes 368 amino acids. The record is from RefSeq and is a predicted model, not a curated record. Gene Ontology annotation, biological process: ATP transport; transmembrane transport. The transcript has 10 exons.
AGGGAGGGAUCGUAGUCUUGAAACAGGACCCCACUUACAAGUUCACGGAUGUUAAAACAAAAGUAUACAACAUUUGGCAAAUAGAUCCAUCUUUAAACACGCCGGGUCAAUUUGCAUGAAUCACGCCUACGCGUAGGUUAUAUCUGGCUGCCUGACAAGCAGACGCCUGCUCAUGUUACCAUGAUGAAAUCCUCAUAGGCUGAGGAGUUAAUGAAAACGUACCUGAAACUAGUCGACGCCUCCCACCGAAAGGUGCUGGGACAGUAGUGCUGCUAUGCUGUCCUGUGAGCCGCUCCUGAAGAGUGAUUGCGUUCUUGAUGUUAAUGUAACGAAGAAUGAGGAAACCAAAAGUCAACCAUGGCCCAGAUCACUAGCUCGAACAUGGACCACAAUGCUUCUACUAGUCACCUGCUUGCUGUACUGCGCCAGGAUGGCCAUGCCAGUGUGUGCAGUCACCAUGGCCACACAGUUCAGUUGGAGCAAGACAGAGUCAGGUGUAGUGAUGAGUGGUUUCUUUUGGGGCUACUGCUUCACCCAGGUCCUUGGAGGCCAUGCCAGUGACAGGAUUGGUGGAGAGAGAGUUCUGCUGUGGUCCACCACAGCUUGGGCUUUUAUCACAGCUGUUACACCAGUUUUAGUGCGCCUGAAUGUCAGCCCCCUCGUCACCAUGACAAUAGCCAGAUUCCUCAUGGGACUUUUUCAAGGCGUUCACUACCCAUGUCUGGCCAGUGUCUGUGCUCAGCGAGUGGAAGAGGGACAGAGGGGCUUUAUGAUGAGUGUUAUGGGCUGCGGUUCCCACUUGGGGUUACUGGCUGUAGGUGGAGCGGGUUCUGUGAUUCUGGAAUUGUAUAGCUGGGAGCCUGUGUUUGAGAUAGUUGGGUUCUUCUCCUUCCUGUGGGUCUUCAGUGUGAAGUACCUCUUGAAAGCCAUAAUGCCAGAAAUGCCAUCUAACCAUGCGCCCAAACUGAGCCAACAGCAAUCAGCCUCAUUUUGGCUAAAACUCUGCACAGAGCCAGCAGUGCUGUCCAUGGUUUUUGCACACAUAUGCUUCAGUGGCAGCUCUUACACCCUUAUAUCCUGGCUCCCAACCUUCUUCAAAGAAACCUACCCUCAUGCUCAGGGCUGGGUGUUUAACGUGGUUCCCUGGAUUGUUGCCAUUGUCUUGUCUCUGAUUGGGGGCAGUUUAUCGAGUUACCUCAUCAAAAUAGGGUACAGCACAACUACUGUCAGGAAGAUGAUGCAGUUUUGUUCCAUGGGGAUAAGUGGUGUAUUUCUGCUGAUGCUGUGCAGAAACCCCUCCUUCAGUUCGGCUGUUGCCCUUGUCUCGGCAGUCGUUGGCCUGAGCACAUUCAAUAGCAGGCAAGAACAAAUCCUUAUAUAACAAUCAAGAUAUGUUUUAGUGCUUGACAUACUCACAAAACUGUCUUUUUGAGACUGUUACAUAAAUAUGAAUUGUAUUGUAAGUACAGUGUUUUGGGCACCAACUAGACACAAGUUUGAAAUGAAAGGUGCAUGAGCAAUUAGUUUAUCUUCAACUGGUUCUUGUUGAGUGAAUCUCUU